AUGUCUCCAGUUGGAAAUGGAUCAGAGUAUUUGGCGGUGUCCAAGUAUGAUGAAGCGAUGGACGCUUUGUCUUCACUGAUAACAAAACGGAGUCGAGCCGAUAAGAAAAACAAAGGCGAUCGUUUUGACUUGUUGUUUGAUUAUCUGAAGAUAUUGGAACUAGAGGAGCAGAUACAAGAGAUGAAGGUUAUUCACGUUGCCGGAACCAAAGGAAAGGGGUCAACUUGCACUUUCGCAGAAUCUAUUCUGCGCAAUUGUGGUUUCCGUACGGGACUGUUCACUUCCCCUCACCUCAUUGAUGUUCGAGAAAGAUUUAGGUUGGACGGUUUAGAUAUUUCUGAAGAGAAGUUUUUGGCAUACUUCUGGUGGUGUUGGGAUCGACUGAAGGGAGGAGCUUCUGAUGAGAUACCCAUGCCAACAUAUUUUCGUUUCCUUGCCUUGCUUGCCUUCAAGAUUUUUUCAGCUGAACAGGUAGAUGUUGUCAUUUUGGAAGUUGGUUUAGGAGGAAAAUUUGAUGCUACAAAUGUGGUUGAGAAACCAAUUGUUUGUGGUAUAGCUUCUCUCGGGUAUGACCACAUGGAAAUUCUUGGUAAUACACUUGGACAAAUUGCUGGAGAAAAGGCUGGGAUUUUUAAGAGUGGUGUUCCAGCCUUUACUGUACCACAGCCAGAUGAAGCCAUGGCAGUUCUAGAACAGAAGGCUUCACAGAUGGAUGUAAAUCUUCAAGUGGUUGCUCCUUUGGAUCCUAGCCUGCUAAGCGGUCUGCAUCUUGGGCUUGAGGGUGAGCACCAAUAUAUUAAUGCGGGCCUUGCAAUUGCACUCUGCUCAACUUGGCUUCAUAGAUCUGGUCAUGUUGGAGUUAAUUACCUAAACCAGACUACCUCUCUGCCUAAAGAAUUUAUCAGGGGAUUAGCUACUGCUUCUUUGCAAGGGCGUGCUCAAAUUGUCUCCGAUCAGUUCGUUGAGAGUGACAGCCCAGGUGAUCUUGUAUUCUACCUGGAUGGUGCCCAUAGUCCAGAGAGCAUGGAGGUAUGUGCAAAAUGGUUUUGCCUUGCGACCAAGGAAGAUAAUAAAUCUUCUGACUCACAGAGAGCACAUGAAUCAGGACAGAGCGGGCCUCUCAGAAAACAUUCAACUCAGAUAUUGUUGUUCAAUUGUAUGUCAGUGAGGGACCCUCAAUUGCUUCUUCCACGCCUAAUGAGAGCAUGUGCCAGUCAUGGAGUCUACUUUGAAAAGGCCUUAUUUGUUCCAAACACAUCAGUGUAUUACAAGGUGGGUAAUGUUGCCUCACCCUCAGCUGAUACCCAAGUUGACGUGUCAUGGCAGAUCUCUCUUCAGAAAUUAUGGGAAAGCCUCAUUCAUGGUGAAAAAGAACGAGAAGUGAAAAAUGCAGAGUUAACCUGUGAAGCAAUUGUCGAUGAUCCAGAGAAAUGCGCUACUAAUUCCGAGAACAGUACAGUUUUCACUUCACUCCCUCUAGCUAUUAAUUGGCUUAGGGACAAUGCUCGCAAAAAUCAAUCUGUUCACUUUCAGGUCUUAGUGACAGGUUCGUUGCAUCUAGUCGGUGAUGUAUUGCGACUAAUCAAGAAGUAA
Messenger RNA from Striga hermonthica, 1593 nucleotides. The record is from the annotation of a GenBank genome assembly. Lineage: Eukaryota; Viridiplantae; Streptophyta; Magnoliopsida; Lamiales; Orobanchaceae.